AUGAAGACGAUCCUGACCCUGCUCGCCAGCGCCAGCGCCGUGCUGGCCGCGAGCCGCACCAGCCCGCCGUCCGGAUGCCUGCACGUGGCCAAGUCCGGCGGCCAGUAUACGACGGUGCAGGCGGCGGUCAACUCGCUGUCGACGUCGUCCACCGCCGACCAGUGCAUCUUCAUCAACCAGGGCACCUACACGGAGCAGGUCUACAUCGCCUCCCGCGCCGCCAAGCUGACCAUCUACGGCUACACCACGGACACGACCUCAUACGCCAACAACAAGGCGAUCAUCACGUACAACAAGGAUGCCAAGAGCGCUGGCAACAACGACGCCAGCGGCACCGUGCGUGCGCACUCGGACAACUUCAAGAUGUACAACGUCAACGUGAUUAACUCCUACGGCAAGGGCUCUCAGGCUAUCGCCCUCAGUGCUCAGGGGUCCGGUGGCUACUACGGCUGCUCGUUCUACGGCUUCCAGGACACCCUCCUGGCCAAUGAGGACCAGCAGAUCUACAAGAACUGCCAGAUCACAGGUGCGACGGACUUUAUCUUCGGCCAGCGAGCGCAGGUCUGGUUCGAGAAGGUCGAUAUUCGGGUCCGCAAUGGCGGUUACUACAUUACUGCCAACGGCCGGGACUCGGACAGCAACAAGUCGUAUUACCUGUUCAACAACUGCUACAUCGCGGCGGCGUCGGGCGAGUCCGUGGGCAGCCGGACGUACUACCUGGGGCGGCCGUGGCGGACGUACGCACGCGUUGUCUUCCAGAACACGGCCAUGAGCUCCGUGGUGCGCACCGAAGGGUGGACCGUCUGGGACAGCUCGACCGACACGUCCAAGGUCUACUACGGCGAGUACGCCAACUCGGGCGACGGCGCCGCCGGCACCCGCGUCAGCUGGGCCAAGAAGCUGUCGUCCGCCGUCUCCAUGGCCACCGUGCUCGGCAGCUCGUAUGCCAGCCAGGGCUGGUACGAUGGGUCUUACUGA
Messenger RNA from Neoarthrinium moseri, 978 nucleotides. RefSeq lists its product as uncharacterized. Bases 1 to 978 code for a protein of 325 amino acids. NCBI's taxonomy places the organism in Eukaryota, Fungi, Ascomycota, Sordariomycetes, Amphisphaeriales, Apiosporaceae. Gene Ontology annotation, biological process: cell wall modification. Gene Ontology annotation, molecular function: pectinesterase activity. The record is from RefSeq and is a predicted model, not a curated record. The transcript has 3 exons.